AUGGGACAAAGGAUUUAUAGGGAGAGUAUUUCUGGGGGAUUCAAGGGACGGUGUCCCACCGGGCACGGGAACGACCCGCGCCGCUCUCGGGGAACGACAGCGCGCAAAGAUACUGCAGGGACGUGCGGGAGCGCAUCUUUCCCACGAGCGGACCCAGCCACCCAGGAAGGGCAAAGCGCUGCGCCGGCCCCGCCGCUGGCAACGGCCCUUCUCCGGGCGGCACGGGGGCCGGCGGGGCUGCGGGGGGCUGCGGCGGGGCCCGCCCCGUCGGAGGGCGGCUCGGGGCCGGCGGGACCACCCCCUCCAGUCUCCACCCCCGGUUCCCCCUCGCCUCCUCCCCGUCUCUCCUCCCCUCGCCCGGCUCAGUCGGUCGCAGCCAUGGCGGAGGGAGGAGAGGGAGAGGAGCUGCUCCGCCCGCCGCUGCCCGCCGGCGCUCCGGGCCCCAAGCGCCUGUGCUCCCGGACGUGCCCGGCGGGGGGCACCGGGGCCGCGCACCCCCGGCCCGGAGCGGCGGGGGCCGGCGCGGGGCCGGGCGCGGGGGGCAGCGGAGCCCCGGCGGCGUCGGCCGGCUGCUGCCCCGCGGCGGGGGCUGCGGCGGGGCCGGCGGGAGCGGCGGCGUCGGGGGCGGCGGCGGCGGUGUCUGCGGCGUCGGGGGGCGGCGGCGGGGCGGGGGGCUGCCUGCUGCAGCCGGAGUCGCUGCUGGACGCGGCGGCCAAGCGGGUGGCGGGGAGCUGGGCCUUCGAGAGGGUGGAGGGCCGCUUCCAGCGCAUCCCGGAGCCCGUCCAACGCCGCAUCGUGUAUUGGAGCUUCCCCCGCAGCGAGCGCCAGAUCUGCAUGUACUCCAGCUUCCAGCCCGGCCGCGCCGCCGCCGGCACCGCCUCUCCCUCCGCCGCCUCCGGCUCCGGCGCGGCCGUCACCGGGGGGGGACCCGCGGGCACCGCCGCCCCCGCCGCGGGCGCUACGGCCGGAGAGGAGAGCCCCGCCGCCGGGCCCCCGCAGCCCCCGCCCGGCGCCCCCGCCGCCCCCUCCGCCCCGCACGGCGAGGGGCUGCCCUUCCGCCGCGGCAUCCGCCUGCUGGAGAGCGGCGCGGUGGACAACGUGCUGCAAGUGGGUUUCCACCUCAGUGGGACGGUGACAGAGCCAGCGACUGCGACAGAACCAGAGAUGACCUACAAGGUGGCCAUCAGCUUCGACCGCUGCAAAAUCACAUCGGUGACAUGUGGCUGUGGGAACAAGGACAUUUUUUACUGCGCCCACGUCGUGGCGCUUUCACUGUACAGGAUCCGCAAGCCGGACCAGGUCAAACUCCGUCUUCCCAUCUCAGAGACCCUUUUCCAGAUGAACAGGGACCAGCUCCAGAAGUUUGUUCAGUAUUUGAUCACAGCACACCACACGGAGGUGUUGCCCACUGCCCAGAAGUUGGCUGAUGAGAUCCUGUCCUCCAACUCGGAAAUCAACCAAGUGCAUGGCGCUCCUGACCCUACUGCUGGGGCCAGCAUUGAUGAUGAGAACUGCUGGCACCUGGACGAAGAGCAGGUCCGAGAACAGGUGAAGCUGUUCCUAUCUCAGGGAGGGUACUACGGCUCGGGGAAACAGCUCAACUCCAUGUUCGCCAAGGUCCGGGAGAUGCUGCGCAUGAGGGACUCCAACGGGGCCAGGAUGCUGACGCUGAUAACGGAGCAGUUCAUGGCCGACCCUCGGCUCUCCCUCUGGAGGCAGCAGGGGACGGGCAUAACAGAGAAGUGUCGGCAGCUCUGGGAUGAGCUGGGGGCACUGUGGGUGUGUGUCGUGCUGAACCCUCACUGCAAGCUGGAAGAGAAAUCCUCCUGGCUUCGGCAGCUGCGCAAGUGGGGCGAGAUGGACGUGUGUCCCCUCGAAGAUGGCAAUUAUGGCAAUGAGCUUCCCAACAUCACCAAUGCGCUCACGCAGAGCUCCAGCCACAGCCAAGACUCACUGGCCAGGCCCAGACGAACCGUGUUCACCCGUGCCAUUGAGGGCUGUGACCUGCACUGGCAGGACAGCCACCUGCAGCGCAUCAUCAGCAGUGACUUCUACGUGUCCCCUGCCUACCAGCGGGAAGGCGAGAGUCUGCUCUUCAACUCCCAGGGGCAGCCACUGUGGCUUGAACACGUCCCGACAGCCUGCGCUCGGGUGGACGCCCUGCGCUCCCAUGGCUAUCCCCGGGAAGCUCUGCGCUUAACCGUUGCCAUCAUCAACACCCUGCGACUGCAGCAGCAGAGGCAGCUGGAAAUUUACAAGCAUCAGAAGAAAGAGCUGCUGCAGCGAGGUGCAACAACCAUCACCAACCUGGAGGGCUGGGUAGGCCACCCUCUGAACCCCAUCGGCUGCCUUUUUCUCACACUGACCGAAGCUUGUAGAUUAGAAGAGGAAAAUUGCCUUGAAAUCUCAGACUCCGGGGACACCAAACCCCCUGUUUACCAACACGUGCCCGUCACAACCGGCAGCCAAGACAGCGGCGAGUCCUACCUGUCCCUGGCCUUGGAGGUGGCCCUGAUGGGGAUGGGCCAGCAGAGAGUGAUGCCUGAAGGCCUCUAUGCCCAGGACAAGGUGUGCCGCAACGAGGAGCAGAUCAUAGCCCGUCUGCAGGACCUGGAGCUGGACCCAGUGCUGGUGCAGACCCUGAGGAAGCAGUGCAUCCUGCUGCUGGAAGGUGGCCCCUUCAGUGGCUUGGGAGAAGUGAUCCACCGUGAGAGUGUCCCUAUGCACACCUUUGCCAAAUAUCUGUUCUCUGCCCUGCUGCCCCACGAUGCUGACCUGGCGUACAAGCUGGCUUUGCGGGCCAUGAGGUUGCCAGUGCUGGAAACCACAGCACCGUCUGGUGAUGUGACUCACCCCCACCACUUGGUUUCAGUGGUCCCCAGCAGGUACCCGCGCUGGUUCACCCUGGGGCACCUGGAGUCACAGCAGUGCGAGCUGGCAUCCACCAUGCUCACGGCGGCCAAAGGGGACAUGCUACGUCUGCGCACGGUGCUGGAAGCCAUCCAGAAGAACAUCCACUCCUCCUCCUUGAUCUUCAAGCUGGCCCAGGACGCGUUCAAGAUCGCCACACCAGCUGACAGCAACUCAGACACAACACUCCUCAAUGUUGCGCUGGAGCUGGGGCUCCAGGUGAUGCGCAUGACCCUGUCCACCCUCAACUGGCGGCGGCGGGAGAUGGUGAGGUGGCUGGUGACAUGCGCUACGGAAGUGGGAGUGAGAGCUCUGGUGAGCAUCCUGCAGAGCUGGUACUCGCUGUUCACCCCCACGGAAGCCACCAGCAUCGUGGCGGCCACGGUGAUGUCCCACAACACCAUCCUGCGCCUGAGCCUGGACUACCCGCAGCGGGAGGAGCUGGCCAGCUGCGCCCGCACCCUGGCCCUGCAGUGUGCCAUGAAGGACCCGCAGAACUGCGCCCUGUCCGCCCUCACCCUCUGCGAGAAGGACCACAUUGCCUUCGAGACCGCCUACCAGAUCGUCAUCGACGCCGCCUCCACCGGCAUGACCUACACCCAGCUCUUCACCAUCGCCCGCUACAUGGAGCACCGGGGCUACCCGCUGCGGGCCUUCAAGCUGGCCUCACUGGCCAUGACGCACCUCAACCUGGCCUACAACCAGGACACGCACCCGGCCAUCAACGACGUGCUCUGGGCCUGCGCCUUGAGCCACUCCCUGGGCAAAAACGAGCUGGCGGCCAUCAUCCCACUGGUGGUGAAGAGCGUGCACUGUGCCACGGUGCUGUCGGACAUCCUCCGCCGCUGCACCAUGACGGCCCCAGGGCUGGCCGGCAUCCCCGGCCGCAGGAACUCGGGGAAGCUGAUGUCCACCGACAAAGCACCCCUGCGGCAGCUGCUGGACGCCACGAUAAGCGCCUACAUCAACACCACCCACUCGCGGCUCACCCACAUCAGCCCGCGGCACUACGGGGAGUUCAUCGAGUUCCUCAGCAAGGCCAGGGAGACCUUCCUCCUGGCGCAGGACGGGCACAUACAGUUCGCCCAGUUCAUUGACAAUCUCAAACAAAUCUACAAAGGCAAGAAAAAACUGAUGCUGCUGGUGCGGGAGCGGUUUGGGUGAGCCAAUGGUUUGGGCAGGGUCCGGCCGCAGCACGGGGACUCGGGAGAGAAGAAGGAAGGAGAGCGGAGAAGACCUUCCCCCCAUCGGCAGAGGCUGCUCCGUUCCGUUCUUCUGUUUCUUUUUAUUUUAUUUUAUUUUAUUUUAUUUUAUUUUAUUUUUUUAAUGUUAUUUUCUUUCUCGGAUUUAACCAUUUCACACGCUGAGAGGAUCCAGAGAUUCUUUGGGCACAAACCAAAAGGCAACCAUGGGAAAAAGGAUGGUUUGCCUAGCCCCUGCCCUCCCUUGCCAAUACCAAAAGCUAACCUGGAAAUCUAAUACCUCUUUCCUGAAGGAAGCGGUCGCUGGAGGGAUCGGAAGGUUGCAAAGUGCAAAAAUCUUUAUAAUUAUGUUGGGGGAAAAAAAAAAUGAAAAAAAAGGAAGGGGGAAAAAAAAAAAAAAGAAAGAAAAAGAAAGAAAGAGGGAAAGAAAAUGAAAGAGAAGGAUGAAAGAGACAAAGAGCAAAGGAACCUGCAACACUAGAACCUCAUGCGUCACCAAAAGCGAUGGCUUUGCAGAGCGCUUCUCCCGCCCGCCCGAGACAUGCAAACUCCUCUAUUUGUGAAGAUACUUCAAUAAAAACAAGUUAAAGUAACUGUUCUCAGGGAUUGCUUACUAAAAGUAACACAAAAAAAAAAAAAAAAAAAAAAAAAAAAAAAAGCAUUUAUGAUACUGUAAAUACUAUAGUAUAUGUGUCAAUUAUUAAAUUGUAAAGUUAUAAUUAUUUAUAAUUCUGUCUUUUAUUUGGGGGAUACUUGAAAUUGUCGUGGGCUGGGGGGAUUAUUUUUAUUAUUGCUAUUAUUAUUAUUAUUAUUAUAACUAUUAUUUAAAAACAAACAAACAAAAACCACCACAACCACAGACAAAAAGAGGAGGAGGCACGCGAACAUUCUCAGGUUUCCACGGCAUCGUCGGCAGCAAGAAGGGUGUGGGGGGAGGCGGAUGUCCGCACUCAGCUGGGAGCACCAGGACGGACAGACGGACAGAUAGAGGGAGGAGCAGCAGCCUAGCGCUUGAGGACAGCAAAGAAAAGGAUGAAGGACUCUGCUGGGAUGUACACAGACUCCGGCUCCCGAGUGGCAGAGGAUGACGCGGGAGCGACGCGGGCACCCAUUGGACAUCGCCCAGCUCUUCGCCUGUGCCCCACGGGCGCCCAUGAGUGAGUGCGAGGUGCGUGCAUGCCUUCGUCUUUGGGGGGAAUGGGGCUGCCUGGGGGCGGCUGGACUCUCCGAUCCCGUCCCACUGGGAAGGCAGGGAUGGAUGCUCGCCCCGAGCCCGCAGCGGAGCCUUCGGCCCCUGGCCGGCAGCUCUGAGGUUUUGCUUCAUUAUUUUUCCGACGGGUUGGGAGGGCUGGGAGGGCCGGGGCCAGUCUGGACAGUGACUUGUAGUUAGGAACAUGGGCUAGUUAUCUGCUGUCUGGUUUGACUUUAAUUUUU
Phasianus colchicus (ring-necked pheasant) is the source of this 5546-nucleotide messenger RNA. RefSeq names its product zinc finger SWIM-type containing 5 (gene ZSWIM5). The record is from RefSeq and is a predicted model, not a curated record. Lineage: Eukaryota; Metazoa; Chordata; Aves; Galliformes; Phasianidae. Gene Ontology annotation, cellular component: Cul2-RING ubiquitin ligase complex. Gene Ontology annotation, molecular function: zinc ion binding.